AUGUCUGAUAACGUUCCACUGCGCAAUCAAGAGUCUUGCGUCGAUGACGAUUAUUACAUGAUCGAUGUUUUCACUUAUGCACGACCGGCAACAAAUGGCGAGACAGGAUCACUGCACCAACUGGUCAUGUACGUCACCAGGGCCUUGGAGGAUUCUGGCCGCCUUGAUAUUCUACGAGAGAAGCAGCGUGACCAAAACAUGAUGAAGAUAUACUCAAACAGUUUCCGAUGGAAGAAGACCCAAGGGGAAAACAUUAUAGCACAAUUGUUCUUAGGAGGCUUUCACGCUGACGGAAAUAUUGAAAGAAAGAAGGUCGACCAUAUGAAACUGGCAGAGAAUGUCGUCUUCACCUUGCCAGUCAGUGACGCCUCCAAAAUGAAAGUGAAAGGAGACUUAUUGAAUGAAGAUGGAAAGAUGAUCUUGGAGAUUGGGGAUAUGAACGUGAACCUUUUCAAGUUUCAAGACGGUGAAACACGAGCUGGGAUAGAGCACGAGUAUAGUGGCAAUGAGGCAGUUGAACAAGAUGUAGCCACAUGAUGUCAAUUCUAACUAGUCUGUAGUAAGUUUUUUUUCUUUAGUAGAGUAGAUUUGCAUACGUAGAGGUUAUCACUUCAUUUUAUAUGAGGGGACUUCCUCUAAUAUAGCGAUCAAAAUCUUUUUCUGUUAUUUUGUCUUACUUUAUAUUCCUUUUUUACAUGCUAGAAACCAUAUUUAGCUUUUUUAACCCUAUUGCUACUUCGAAAGUUUUUCCUUGUGCUUUUGGAGGGCGGAACCUGAACCCUACAGAGAUCUUAAUUUACAGGUUGAGGUGAAAGAGCUGAGUUUGGUUUGUUAAACAUAUAAGUACCUAUAUCAGGAUUUUUGUUUGAUAUAAUCAGCUUUGCUUUAGAGAGAGAAUGGCAAAAUCGUUGAGAUUCAGCCCCACCCAUUCUCAGCUAAUAUAGAAAGUUGAAUUCGUACUCGUAAAGGUUUUCUCUUAAAGAAUUUGUCGAGAAGAUAAGUCGGUUUCCUCUUAGUGAUUUUUUUCUAGCUUUUUGUUAUUCGUGGAGCUAAAAUUGAGCUGUCGUAGGGACGAGAGUAAAAUAAUCGAUAUUGACUGUAAGUAUAUGGACUGACUAGGUAAGUUAAAACUUUGAGCGACAUAAUUCCUUUUUGUUCGUUACUUCAGUUGAAAUUGAAUAAGGAGGAUAAUCUUCAUCUUAUAAAUUAAAUU
Pocillopora verrucosa is the source of this 1213-nucleotide messenger RNA. NCBI's taxonomy places the organism in Eukaryota, Metazoa, Cnidaria, Anthozoa, Scleractinia, Pocilloporidae. The record is from RefSeq and is a predicted model, not a curated record.